Molecule: messenger RNA, 8373 nt
Organism: Odobenus rosmarus divergens (Pacific walrus)
Lineage: Eukaryota; Metazoa; Chordata; Mammalia; Carnivora; Odobenidae
Gene: DCHS2
Product: dachsous 2 (Drosophila)
Biological process (GO): homophilic cell-cell adhesion
Cellular component (GO): plasma membrane
Molecular function (GO): calcium ion binding
Source: RefSeq, a predicted model, not a curated record
AUGGAGCUGUCUUUGGGGGGCCACCAUUCACUCAUCACAGGCAAUAGAGUGUGGAUUGAAAAGAGAAGUGGUCUCAAGACUAAGCUGUGGGGCACGAGAGCAUUCGGAAGCAGGGAAGAGAACUCAGAGCCAGUGAAGGAAACUGAAAGGAGGUCAGUUAAAGCUUCUGAUGCAGAUGCAGGACUCUAUGGCUUUGUGGAGUAUUCUCUUUAUGAUGGAUUCCAAAGCUAUGAUGUGUCUCCAGCAUUCCAGAUCGACCCACAUGAUGGGCGAAUCUGUGUUUCUCAAGAUAUCGAUAGGGAAAGGGAUCCCGCAACCUAUGAUCUCUUGGUGAAAGCUAAGGAUGGGGAUGAUCAGAGAAAAACACAUUCAAUGUUGAUUAAAGGUGGACUAAGUGCACAAGCUUUUGUUCGUGUGGAAAUGGAGGAUGUGAAUGAUAAUGAACCUGUUUUUAACCCGUCAACCUACAUGAUGAGCAUUAGCGGCCAGACCCAGCCAGGCACCGAGAUCAUCAAUGUUCUUGCCACUGACAGGGAUUCUGGGGUAUACGGAACAGUGGCUUAUGAGCUUAUUCCGGGAGACCUGUCAUCCCUUUUUACCAUCGACUCCACUACAGGAAUUAUUUACUUAACGUCAACUCUUAGUCAUUUGGAAUCUACUACCCUUUUGUUGAUGGUCUGUGCUCGAGAUGGUGGCGGGCUCGCAUCUGCCAUUAAUGCCGAUGUCACUAUACACAUUCUUCAGACAACGCUGUCGCCCGCUGAAUUUGAAAGGCCUAAGUAUACUUUCUCAGUUUAUGAAGAUGCACCUGAAGACAGUCCUGUGGGAACAGUAAAAGCAAAAGAGUCCUCGAAUUCCUCAGAGCCAAUUUUUUAUAGAAUCUCCUCUGGUGAUCUGGACAGAAAGUUCUCCAUUCACCCAUGGCUGGGCGUCAUCCGAACUCAGAAGCCUCUGGAUCAUGAGACACAGCCGGUGGUUGUGCUCACAGUGCAGGCUCAGCUUGGCGGCUCUCCCACCUACAGCAGUACAGAGGUCAACGUAACUGUCAUUGAUGUCAAUGACAACUAUCCGGUAUUUCCCAAAGCCUCUGAUGAAGUUAAAAUAUCUCAGACGACAUUGCCUGGCACAGCCUUGUACCUCGCCCGUGCACAAGACAAAGACAGUGGGCAGAAUGGAUUCAUCAGAUAUACGAUCGCAAGCCAGGAUCCAAGCAUCUUUGCGGUCGACUCAAGGCUUGGUGCGGUGUACCUCAAUGGGAGUGUGGGAAGUCACGUGCCCCGGAAGUGCACGCUCACUCUCCUGGCCCAGGAUCUGGGCGUUCCUCCUCGGGCAUCCCUGUUAGUGCUGACGGUUGCGAUUGAGGAACAAGAGCAAAGCCCAUCCUUGACUUUUGAAAACUUGGUCUAUCAAGUGGAAGUUAGUGAGUCUCUCUCGCUGAUGACCCAAAUCCUGCAAAUACAGGCUUACCCACUUGGCCCACAGCGUACAACCUCGCAGCUCCUGUACUCGCUGGAGCCCAGCACGGACUCUGCUGUGUUUGGCGUCCGCCCUGACACAGGUUGGAUUUAUUUGCGGCGACAGCUUGACUAUGAAUCCACACAGACAUAUAAUUUUAGAGUGUUUGCCUGGAUCCCAGAGGACAGAUUGUCGCAAAAUGUGAGCACUUCAGUAAUUGUUCAUGUCCUGGAUGAGAAUGACAAUUCCCCUACCUUCUUGCAUGAUGUGUUGUUUUUGAAAGUCGAGGAGAGCCCUGUUCCACAAGGGGUAAUAGGCAAAAUUACAGCAAUUGACAGAGACUCGGGAAAGAAUGGACAGCUGUCAUAUUUCCUUUUGUCUGAUGGAAAAUUCUUCAAGAUGAAUCCUAAUACAGGUAGCAUUUUCCUUUGUAAUUGGUACCCCCUGCCCCAUAGUGGGACAGAAUUUGAAUUCAGUUCUGAUGAACUUCAAGCCUUUGCUCUCAUGAAAGGCCUGUUGUGUGAAUUAGGAACAGGUGAAUUUAUCAGUUGGGUGGCAUUGGAUCACGAGCUUCAGGUGCACCAUCAGGUGACGGUCCUAGUGACUGAUCAUGGCUCCCCGCCACGGAACGCCACCAUGGUGGUUUAUAUUUCAGUGACUGACAUCAAUGAUAACAGGCCAUAUUUCCCACAGUGUCUCCCUGGAGAGGAAUUGCACAUCAAGGUUCUGGAAGGUCAACCAGUAAAUAUGUUGGUUACAACUGUGUUUGCAAAAGAUUUUGAUGAAGGAAACAAUGCAGAAGUUGUAUAUUCAGUAUCUUCAGAAGACAGUUCUGAUGACUUCAAGAUUGAUGCCAACAGUGGUGAAAUAAGAACAACCACAAUCCUUUCAUAUAACCAUAGACCUUCCUACAGGAUGACCGUAAUUGCCAGUGACCAGGGAGUACCCCCUCUUCAAGGCCAGGCAGUCAUUAAUAUCCAGGUGAUACCACUAUCUAAAGGGAGAGCUAUCAUUUCUCAGAAUAUUAGACACUUAGUUUUACCUGAAAACUUGAAGCCUGCAAAAAUAAUGAGCUUGAUAAAGUCACCCGAUCACCUUCAACAACAUCAUAAUGGAAAGUUACAUUUUAGUAUUGCUGCAGAUGACAAGGAUGGUCACUUCGAAAUUGACAGCUCGACAGGGGACUUGUUCCUUUCUAAGGAACUUGAUUAUGAAAUGACGUCUCAUUACCUUUUCAGGGUGGUUACUAAAGACCAUAGCAAAACCCCUCCCCUGAAUAGCACAGUCUUCCUGAGUAUUGAUGUGGAGGAUCAGAAUGACCAUUCCCCAUCUUUCCAAGAAGAGCUCAUUGUGAUAAGUGUAGAAGAGAAUGUCCCUAUAGGGACUCUGGUGCACGUCUUCAAUGCCAAAGACGGGGAUGGCAGUUUUUUGAACAGUAGAAUUCAAUACUUCAUUGAGUCCCACCACCCGGAAAUGAGUCCAUUUCUCAUCCACCCCUCAUUUGGCACAUUAGUCACUGCAUCCCCCCUUGACAGAGAGAGGGUUCCAACUGUCAUCCUGACAAUAACUGCAUCAGAUCAGGCUGUGAAUGUGACAGACCGGCGAUUGCAAUCACUGAUGGCAAAGGUCGUGAUUUUGGAUGUAAAUGACCACAGCCCCACUUUUUUGUCUUUCCCCGUUGCCCACAUCAAAGAGGAUGCCACGGUGGGCUCCUUGGUGCACCACAUAAGUGCUCAAGAUCCAGAUGAAGGAAGAAAUGGAAGAGUGACAUACAGCAUCCUCUCAGGAAAUGAAAACACGGCCUUUAUGCUAGACGAGUCAUCAGGCUUACUAACAACCACCUGUCCUUUGGACUAUGAAAUAAAAGCUCAGCACAUUCUGACCCUUCUGGCACUGGAUGACGGCAUACCAGCACUUUCUUCAUCCCAGACUUUGACGAUUACUGUUCUUGACGUAAAUGAUGAGGCACCCGUGUUUCAGCAGAACCUGUAUGAAGCUUCAGUUAAAGAAAACCAAAAUCCAGGGCAGUUUGUCACAAGGGUUGAAGCUAUGGACAAAGAUUCAGGAAUCAAUUCCAAGUUUCAAUUUGAAAUCAUGCCAGGGGCUUCAUCUGGAUUCUUCAAGAUAAAUCCUGACACUGGAGAGGUAGUGACGACCACCAUACUCGACAGAGAAGUUAGGGAAGUUUUCACCCUUCGAGUACUCGUACGAGAUGGAGGAGUCCCUUCAUUAUCUGGCACCACAACAAUUCUCUGUACUGUAGAAGAUGAGAACGAUCAUGCACCAGAGAUUAUUGUCCCCGGUCAUGACAUUGAGGUUCUGGAAAACCAAGAGCCAGGGGUUGUCUACACUGUUUUGGCUUCUGAUAUGGAUUCUGGCAAUAAUGGAGCUGUCAGGUAUCAUGUAAUUGAUGGAAAUACGGAUGAAUACUUUGCUAUUAAUGAGACAUCAGGAGAACUCUCAACCACUCGCGCUUUGGACCGGGAGCAAGUCAGCAAUAUUACCCUAGUCAUCCUGUGCUCUGAUCUGGGGGAUCCACCGAGGAGCUCUCUAGUGCAGUUGCAGGUUAGAGUUUUGGAUGACAAUGACCAUGGCCCGUCCUUCCCCAUGCUGCAUUACCGGGCCUCCGUGAGAGAAGAUGCUCAAGUGGGAACAGUGGUUCUCGUGCUGUCUGCUGUGGAUAAGGAUGAAGGUCUGAAUGGACAAACUGAGUAUCUUCUGGUGGAUGAGGCUUCUGGUGCAUUCACCAUUGAUGCCGUGGCAGGUACAUUGAGAACCCGCCACACGCUGGACCGAGAAGCCAGAUCUCAGCAUAGGUUUAGGGCUGUGGCCAGAGACUGUAGUGUCCAGGGCUCAAGAAGCACCACGGUCAUUAUAGAAGUACAUGUCACGGAUGUAAAUGACAAUGACCCAGUUUGGGCACAGAACCCCUUGGAGAUUUUUCUCUCUCCCCAGUCGCCUAUUAACCAGACAACUGCCAUUCUGACAGCCAGUGACCCUGACUUGGGACCCAAUGGAACUGUCAUUUUUAGUUUUGCAGAGACCCAGUCAAUGUUUUCUAUUGAUAAAUAUACAGGAGAAGUUCAACUUCGGCACCGCCCAUCUUCUGAAUAUUUUCCAAUCUGGCUGCAGUUAAAAGUUAGGGACCAGGGGGUUCCAGCUAGGACGACCGCUGGCCUCUUAGUCGUUCACAUGGAAGGAGAAGAUGUAAAGAUUUCCUUCAGCCACUAUCUCUAUAAAGCGACUGUGACCGAAAAUUGUGAUGCAGGUACUUCUAUUGUGACUGUAAAAGCUGUUGCUCCUGACCCAACACAAGACAGCAUUAAAUAUUCCAUUUUUAGUGGAAAUGAAGAUGGGGUUUUUUCCCUGUGCUCCAACUCAGGAGAACUCACUGUGAAAGAACCCAAGUUUCUCGAUUUUGAAGUGAGACAUGAAGUACGACUCAUCGUUUUAGCGGAAAGUAGGGGGCACAGAGCCUACAGCAAAGUAGCAGUCUUGAUACAAGAUGUGAAUGAUAACUUACCAUGCUUUGAGCAAAGCAUUUACCAAGUGUCAGUGUCUGAAGGCCUGUCCCACAAUGCUCACAUCAUUCAGGUUUUUGCUGCGGACCUGGACAGUGGGAUGAACGGCCUUGCCGAGUACUCCAUUCUCUCUGGCAACCAAGGGGAAGCAUUCCACAUUGAUGCGCAGAGCGGUGUGAUCACAGCAAACGUGGUUCUAGAUUACGAGCUCACCAGGUCCUACAGCUUGAUUGUGCAAGCCACAGAUAAAGGGAUGCCCAGGCUUUCUGGUACAAGUGUCAUCAAGAUUAAGGUGACUGAUAUAAAUGACAAUGCCCCGGCUUUUCUCCCUUCUGAAGCAGUAGAAAUUGCAGAAAAUUCUUUGCCUGGUAUAGUUGUGACUCAGAUAUCAGUUCAUGAUGUGGAUUUGAAUCCAGCUUUCAUCUUCAAUUUCGCCAAAGAGAGUAAUCCUGGAAUCAAGUUUGCUAUUGAUCAGAAUACUGGAGCAGUGGUGCUAGUGAAAACACUGGAUUUUGAAGAAGCUACCGAAUAUGAGCUGUUCAUCCAAAUUUCGGAUACUGUGCAUGAAACAGAGGGAACGCUCAUUGUCCAUGUGGUGGAUGUCAAUGAUAACCCACCUGUAUUUUCUCAAGAUUCUUACCAGGUCACUGUUCCUGAAUCCGUGCCUGUGGGGUACUCAGUGCUGACCGUGGCAGCCACAGACCUAGAAAGCAAUGAGAACAUUUCUUACAGAAUCCUUUCCUCUUCUAAGGAAUUUUCAAUCGAUCCAAUGAAUGGCACAAUAUUUACUAUCAAUCCUGUAUUACUUCUGGACAAAAAAUCAAGAGUUCAGUUUCUUGUUGAAGCCAGUGAUGGUGGAAUUCCUGACCUGAGGGCUCUCACCUUAGUAGAGAUAGAAAUACAAGAUAUGAACAAUUAUGCUCCUGAGUUUGCGGUAGAAUAUUAUAAUCUCAGCUUGAGGGAAGAUGCUCAAAUUGGUGGCACUCUUGUCACAUUUUCAACCAUUGACCAUGACUGGACCCGUGAAAACACACAUGUUGAUUAUUCCAUCAUCAGUGGUAAUUCACAGAAUAAUUUCCACGUGGAAACUAGUUUCAUUCAUUCAGAAUAUCCUUAUAAGCAAGUUGGUUACCUGGUGUUGCUUCACAGUCUAGAUAGAGAAGCAGCUGACAGUCAUAAGCUUGUCAUUCUGGCAUCUGACCAUGGCUUCCCUCCCUUGAGCUCCACAGCCACUGUAGCAAUAGAAGUACUGGAUGUCAAUGAUAAUCCUCCUAAAUUCAACAGUCUGAAAUACCACGCCCAUGUCAAGGAAAGUACCCCUCUGGGGAGUCACAUCACUGUGGUCUCUGCACAUGACCGUGAUGUGGGUUUGCAUGCAGAAAUCAUCUACCACAUCAUCUCUGGAAAUGAGAUGGGGCAUUUUCACUUGGAAGAGAAAACUGGAGUUCUUUAUUUGAUUAAACCUCUGGAUUAUGAAGAAACGACAAAAUUCACUUUAACCGUUCAAGCUUCAGAUGAAGAAAAGAAGCAUUUUUCGUUUGCAGUUGUGCUUAUCAAUGUCCUGGAUGAUAAUGACCAUGCACCUCAGUUUAUGUUCUCGAGCUUAAAUUGUGUUGUUCCUGAAAAUGUGCCUGUUUUCUCCACCAUAUGUUCCGUAAAUGCUUUGGAUUUUGACGCAGGUCCUUAUGGAGAACUGACCUAUUCUGUGUUAUCGCCCUGUUCGGUCACUCACGUGAUGCCUCGUGAUCAUGACCCCUUCCUCAUUGACCCUUUAACAGGGGAUAUUCACACUCAGCAAGUCCUUGACUAUGAAAAUGACAAUAAAUACUGCCUCACAGUGCAGGCAAAAGACAAAGGUGACUCAACAGCCACUUUAACGGUUUGGCUGGAUAUUGAAGGGAUAGAUGAGUUUGAACCCAUGUUUACUCAAGAGGAGUAUUUUUUCAACCUUCCAGAGAAGAAUAAAGUGAGACAGCUGAUUGGCAGAGUGGAAGCGUCAGACGCAGACGCGGGUAUUGAUGGGGUUGUUCUGUACUCUUUGGACGCUCCAUCUCCUUUCUUUUUAGUGAAUAAAACGAACGGAAACAUCUAUUUGACUAGAGCACCUCCCCUGAUAAGAAGUCAGUUCCGUGAACAAGACACCAUUGAAAUGAAAAUCAUCGCUCGUAGCCCCAAACCGGACUCCAGGUUUACAUUCUGCACUGUUUUCGUGAACGUGUCUUCUUUCUCAGAAGGACAACACUCAGGAGUAUCGGGCAGCGACUUUUCAAUCGGCCUUACGGUCUCCUUUUUAGUGUUUCUGAUACUCAUCUUCAUUCUAAUUGUACUGAUUUUAAGACAUAAACAAAAAGACGCAGCCAACAAUUACAAAGACAAGAAAACAUCGUCCACCUUAGAUAUCAGUUUGAGACUGACCACAGAGGGCAGCCUGCUCAAGCCCUUCCAGAAAACUAACGAGGGCAAUAACGCGGUGGUCCUCGCGGACUCCCUGCCUGAGUGGUUGAGCUUAAUAAGUAUCAUGGAGAAGGACAUUGUGAAUUUGUACAGGCACUCAAACUCCAGUGGCCACUGCUCUGCGGAAGGAGAAACUGCAGAAGAUAAGGAAAUCCAGAGGAUAAACGAGCAUCCUUGCAGAAAGGACGCUGGCUCAGCUCUGAGUGACCAGGAGUCCAGGGUCCCGGACUCUGGAAUCCCAAGGGACUCAGACCAGCUCUCCUGCUUGUCUGGAGAAACCGAUGUGGUGGUCACUGCUGAAACAGCAGAAACCAGCCAUGCAUUUGAGGAAGAAGAUCAAGAAGGCUGUGGCACAACCUAUGUUCAAAAUAAUGUGUUACCCCAGACACUAAAGAAGAGAGAGGUAAAAGGGAGCAUCCAGGCUGAUGUCAGGAGAGAGUCUGUCUUUAUUUCAGGGGAUCAGGAAGCAAGGUGCGUGGCUCUUUCCACCCAGAGAACCUCUAAUCACGAUGUGAGAGGCAACUACCACUGGGAUUAUCUCCUCAGUUGGGAACCCAAGUUCCAACCUCUCGCCUCAGUAUUUAACGAUAUUGCAAAACUAAAGGACGAAUAUUUACAGACAUCUGGCAUUCCUAAAGAGAAGUCUUUGGUUUUCCCACCACCUUUGAUUACCGCAGUAGCCCAGCCCGGGCUUAAAGCAGUUCCACCAAGAAUGCCAGCCAGAACCCCGGGGCAAGUGCUUCACAAAUACCCACACUCCCCGCUUCCCUACCAUCUUAGUUCUCUGCCUGAAGCCAUGACUCCCAGCUUUUCUCCAUCUCUUUUCCUGCUGACGGCAAAGACCCCUGCUGUGACCCCACGGUCGUCACGUGGGGAAUCGUUGGGAACACAUCUGAGUGGUACAUGCCAUGAACUUGAAGCAGAAGAUGAAGUUCAGAUAUAA